Messenger RNA from Grus americana (Whooping crane), 1867 nucleotides. It is a transcript of the gene NPBWR2, whose product is annotated as neuropeptides B and W receptor 2. Lineage: Eukaryota; Metazoa; Chordata; Aves; Gruiformes; Gruidae. Gene Ontology annotation, biological process: neuropeptide signaling pathway. Gene Ontology annotation, cellular component: neuron projection; membrane. The coding region runs from base 137 to 1135 and encodes 332 amino acids. The transcript has a single exon. Gene Ontology annotation, molecular function: neuropeptide receptor activity; neuropeptide binding. The record is from RefSeq and is a predicted model, not a curated record.
UGCCUCACAACCUCCUCUUUGGAAAUAACCCACUUCUAGAUGAGAUAGCAACUGCUUAUCAAACAGAAAAAAGGCUCUCCCACCUGGGCUAGCAAGGCUUUCAAUGACAUCUGAGGGUAGUCUGUGACCAGCAGGCAUGGGAAACAGCUCUCUCUCGAAUGAUUUGAACAGCACCUGCAGCAAUGCAGGCAACAACUGCUACCUGGACAACAGUAUGAGGUUCAACUUAACCUUCCAAGAGCAGGCAGCUGAUUUCUACAUUGUCCUACCUGUGAUUUACUCAGUGAUCUGUGCUGUUGGGCUCACAGGCAACACUGCUGUCAUCUAUGUGAUCCUCAAGGCCCCCAAGAUGAAGACUGUGACAAACAUGUUCAUCCUGAACCUUGCUAUAGCUGAUGACUUGUUCACACUUGUCCUGCCCAUUAAUAUUGCUGAACACCUCCUCCACUACUGGCCCUUUGGAGAAGUUCUCUGCAAGGUUAUCUUGUCCAUAGACCACUACAAUAUCUUCUCCAGCAUUUAUUUCCUAACAGUGAUGAGCAUAGACAGGUAUCUGGUAGUACUGGCUACAGUCAGGUCCAAGAGGAUGCCACAUCGUACAUACCGAGCAGCCAGGAUUGUCAGUUUGUGCAUCUGGAUCCUAGUCACCAUCAUAGUUCUCCCUUUCAUCAUCUUUGCCAAUGUCUACAUAGAUGACCUGGAGAUCAAGAGUUGCGGUCUCAAUUUCCCCAAGCCUGAGAGGUUUUGGUUCAAAGCCAGCAGGAUCUAUACCCUCAUUCUUGGCUUUGCCAUUCCAGUAUCCACCAUCUGCAUCCUCUAUACCAUGAUGCUCUACAAGCUAAGGAACAUGCACUUGAACUCUAAUGCUAAAGCUCUCGACAAAGCCAAGAAGAAAGUCACUAUUAUGGUCUUCAUAGUCCUAGCUGUGUGUCUCUUCUGUUGGACCCCCUUCCACUUGGCCACCAUUGUGGCUUUGACCACUGACUUGCCCCAGACCUCCAUGGUCAUCGGUAUAUCCUACUUCAUCACCAGCCUAAGCUAUGCCAAUUCAUGCUUGAAUCCUUUCUUGUAUGCUUUCCUGGAUGACAGUUUUCGGAAAAGUUUCCGGAAGAUGCUGGAAUGCAGAACUUCUUGAACAGUGGGUUGAGGCUCACAGAUCCCUUCUCUCCCAUGGCUUUUUGCAGGGGCACCUUUGCCAACUAAAGGGGUGGCUAAUGAACGCACAAUGUUCUUUCUCUCAUUUACAUGUAAUAUAUGUGUCUGGUUAUCAUUAUCAUUCACAUGGUUUGUCCUGCUUACAAUUCUUGCAUUUUCCCCUCUCUGCACCUCCCAACUUCUCAAAGUUGCACUUCUAUAUUCUCAUUUUUAAUCACACCCCCCGAAGCAUUAGGACAGAAAACUUCCUUUUCAGAUGUGUACUUCUACUACAUAGUGGUCCUUUAUUGCCAUCUGCUGUACAGCACAGACAAGCUGGAGCCCAGCUUUCAAAUUAAUGUAAUGCUCAGCUCUUAACAGCUAUGUUAUUUGGAGGAUCGUUUCAUGGGACAGAGCUAACAAGCACUUUCAAUGACAUAUCAAUAAAGUGGACAGAGGAUGCAAGAUGAGAAUUUGGAAAACUAACCAUUUUCAUAUCCAUGUAUGCGUGUAUGUGUUAUGGCUUUAUUUUUGAUUAAGGGAUGUCUAUUUUCCACCCUAAAUUCCCUCUUUCCCGAGCUGUUAACACAAGUUAAAUUUAAACCAAAAGCAAGAUUCAUGUCUCAAACGUAGUGUUAAACAACACACCAUACAAAUACUAUAGCAACUGUGGGAAUUUGUGUUAGAAAUUAUUUUUGACUAAUUGUUCCUGUUCAGUUUCAAAUAUAUAUUU